Messenger RNA from Cryptosporidium muris RN66, 618 nucleotides. Its product is annotated as DNA-directed RNA polymerase 2, putative. The coding region runs from base 1 to 618 and encodes 205 amino acids. The transcript has a single exon. Gene Ontology annotation, molecular function: DNA binding; DNA-directed RNA polymerase activity. Gene Ontology annotation, cellular component: RNA polymerase II, core complex; RNA polymerase III complex; RNA polymerase I complex. The record is from RefSeq and is a predicted model, not a curated record. Gene Ontology annotation, biological process: DNA-templated transcription. NCBI's taxonomy places the organism in Eukaryota, Apicomplexa, Conoidasida, Eucoccidiorida, Cryptosporidiidae.
AUGGAUAAUUCGGAUACUCGAUUCUUUCGGGCUAGGAGGACAUUAUGUGAAAUGCUAGAAGAUCGUGGUUACAUAGUCUCAAGUCAGGAUAAGGAUGAGCAAUUUGCUACGUUUAAGGAACGAUUUGAAUCACAUCAAAGGCUUCGUUCAAGGAUGUUAAUGGUAGCAUCACAUAAACAAGAUCAGACCAAGCGUAUUAUAUGCUAUUUUGCAGAUGAAUCAAAAAAAACAGGUGUUAAACCAAUACGUGAUAUAGUAGAGAAAAUGGAUGAACAUAAUAUACAACGAGCUAUUCUAAUAUCACAGAAUGUAUUGACUGCACAUGCCAAAGUUGCAAUAUUAGAUGCUGCACCUAAACAUUAUAUUGAGAGUUUCUUGGAAAAUGAACUCUUAGUAAACAUAACAAGACAUGAACUUGUCCCAAAACAUGUUCUACUAAGCGAUGAGGAAAAAUCUCAAUUGUUAGAACGAUACAAGGUUAAAGAAACUCAGCUUCCUAGAAUACAGCAUGCAGAUCCUGUUGCAAGAUACUUUGGACUUGCAAAGAGCCAGGUUGUGAAGAUAAUUAGACCUUCAGAAACUGCAGGCAGAUAUGUGACAUAUAGACUAGUAGUGUAA